Molecule: messenger RNA, 1623 nt
Organism: Pangasianodon hypophthalmus (striped catfish)
Lineage: Eukaryota; Metazoa; Chordata; Actinopteri; Siluriformes; Pangasiidae
Product: transmembrane protein 252
Exons: 2
Coding region: 37-573 (178 amino acids)
Source: RefSeq, a predicted model, not a curated record
UGCCACUAGAAGCUUCGCCUCAGCUGUAGUGAUACCAUGAAUACAAGGAAACACUUGCUGUCUGCAGCACGGCUUUUGUUGCCCACCAUUGGCUUGAGCCUCAUCUGUGCAGGCGCUUACAUCAAAUCUAUCCAAAGUGAACAACUGCAGAUUCUUAGAGAUAUCUCCACUUACUUAUUUAUCAUCCUGGGCUUCAUCCUGCUUUUUGCUGGAGUGUUGUGGUCUCUCGGUCACGGAAUGAAGAAUGUGCUGCUGAAACGCUCAGUAAGGAGGUCUAGAGACGCUAAUAUCCAGGUUUUUAUUGUGGACAGGUCCAACUUCUAUCCACCAUCAUAUGAGGAAUCUCAGGUCAGAAACAAUGCCUUCGAGGUUGCCCCCACCAUUAUUCCCAUUCCUACAGGCAUGCAAUGGGCCGGCCGAGCUCCUCCACUUUACACGCAGACCUGCUAUGAGAUCUCAGUUGAGGACUUCAGCCAUGAGGAACCACCUACGUAUCAACAGGCAGUUCUUCAGAGCCAGGAUGAUUCACAAGCUGCCUAUCUACCCACAAACAGUUCUGUAGAGCCGGUCUGAACAGCUUCUUUUGGAUCCGAGAGAGAUGUUCACGUGAAAAAAAUUUAGAAGGUUCAGUAUUCUUCAAGGAUCUGGAAAGAUCUGGAGUUUUUGAGGCUGUUAAUUGCCCCUGACUUUAGUAUCACUGGGAGUAAUUAUACUGUGAGCCUUGCUCUAAACUAGGAUCAGGACUGAAGAGUUUCUCAAAGAAUAAAUUUGAAAUGCUUCGAUGGAAUCCUUUAAGAACCCAAGAGAAAAUACUACAGAAGAAGUAGACGUUGUGAUGAUCAUGAUCACUCAGAAAUAACAUGUUGUUAGUAAAAAGGAAACACAAACCUGACAAAAAGUCUAGUCUAUGUAAUCCAAAAGCACAGAGCAAUUUGUUAAAAAAAAAAAAAAAAAAAAAAAGGUUUCCUAGACAGAACUGGUCAAAAAUUAUUUAAAAAAACAUUAGGGUUUUGUGUUAGGAUAAGGCUAAUGUGCACAUAGAAGUGUGCAAUGUGUACUCAAGCUACAUACAAAAUCUUUUGGAUAAGUUCUGCUCUGAGUGGCUCAUUUUUAAAGUUGUAUUAUUGUUAAGGUCUCUUUAGUGUCGAUAGGUCAAGAAGCAAGUAUGCCUGUCAAAUCCAUUGUAUUUUUAUGUUUGCAUUAAUAAACAAUAAUGUUGAGCUCCUCGUCCCAGUUGUGCAAUGUAUUGUGCACUAAAAUAUGAAAGGGUUGUUAUCUCUGUAGACUGUCUUUGUAUGCCAUUGAGAAAAAAAAAAACAUUUAUUCAAGUAUACUAGAAAUACAUCAUUAGUAAGUUUACUACAAACAUACUAAUGUAUACAUGAAGAGAAGCACACUAAGUGUUGAGUAUAUUUAGCUUACUUCUGGUAUACUAGGUGCCAAGUAACUAUUAUUAUUUUUUUUAUGUAAGCAGGUUUUAAUCCAGGAUACAAUAUGCUUUAUGAUGUAUUAUGUCAAUAAAAACUGUAAUAUAUAAAUAAAGGUGACUUGACUAAUGAAACUAACCAAUAAACAAAAAAAUAUUAUAUUCAAUAUAACAUAAUAUUCAAAACUUGAAUCGUG